GUGACCUCCCGGGCAGCCAAUGCGGAGCGGCGUGUGGGGAAGGUUGGAUUGGUCGGUGCGGGGCUUCGUACACAGAGCUGGAGGAAGGGAAGAGGAAGCGGCUAGAGGGGCCGCCGGGGAGCAUGGAGCCGUUGUGCGUCUGACCGGAGCGCAGCCGUUUGCACCGCCACCAUGGCCACAUCAUCCGAAGAAGUGUUACUGAUCGUGAAGAAGGUGCGUCAGAAGAAACAAGAUGGGGCCCUUUACCUGAUGGCGGAGAGGAUUGCCUGGGCCCCUGAAGGCAAGGACCGGUUCACAGUGAGCCACCUGUAUGCAGACAUCAAGUGUCAAAAGAUCAGCCCAGAUGGCAAAGCGAAAGUCCAGCUGCAACUUGUCCUCCACGCGGGGGAGUCAUCAAACUUCCAUUUCUCGAAUGAAAGCACAGCAAUAAAAGAAAGAGAUGCCGUGAAAGAGCUUCUGCAGCAGCUGCUUCCCAAAUUCAAAAGGAAGGCCAACAAGGAGCUGGAGGAGAAAAACAGGAUGCUGAAGGAGGACCCCGUCUUGUUCCAACUCUACAAAGACCUUGUUGUCAGUCAGGUGAUCGGCGCUGAGGAAUUUUGGACCAAUCGUCUUAAUCUAAACUCCCUGGACAGCACCGUGUCGAACAGCAAGCAGGAAGUGGGGAUUUCUGCAGCUUUCCUGGCGGAUGUUCGUCCUCAGACUGAUGGAUGCAAUGGCCUGAGAUAUAACCUCACUACAGAUAUCAUUGAGUCCAUAUUUCGCACCUACCCUGCAGUGAAGCUCAAGUACGAUGAGAAUGUUCCCCACGACAUGACGGAGAAGGAUUUCUGGACCCGAUUCUUCCAGUCACAUUAUUUUCACCGAGAUCGUCUAAACACGGGAUCCAAAGACUUGUUUUCCGAGUGCGCCAAGAUAGACGAGAAAGGUUUAAAAUCUUUGGUUUCUCAAGGGGUGAAGAAUUCAAUGUUAGAUUUAACAUCCCUGGAUGACAAGAGUCUGGAUGAGGGAUACGGGAUUUCCUUCGGGCCUUCCACUUCAAAUGCAAAAUCUGUGAAAGAGAACAGCAAUGCCGCCAUCAUCAAACGAUUUAAUCACCACAGUGCCAUGGUGCUGGCAGCAGGUCUCCGAAAAGAAGAAGCACAAAAUGACCAAUGCAGUGAGACGGGUAGCACAGACGGCAAUUCUCGGGAUUCGGAUUUCUUUCAGCCCCCUGUAAAGAAGGUGAAGCUGCAGGAGGCCAUAGACUACGAAGAUCUGGGACAACAGAAUGGUUUGAAGCCAAUAGCACUUAAUCUUAAAAAAUCCGAUAGGUAUUAUCAUGGUCCAACGCCAAUCCACUCCCAGCAAUAUGCAACCAGUCAGGAUAUUAUUCAUUCUCUGAACAGUAUUAAACAACAAAUGGACAACUACGUACCAAGUCUAACUCAGGUUCUUUCAAGCUCGGCUGCUAGUAGUACCAUGUCGGCUCUCUCGCCAGGCGGGGCCUUGAUGCAGGGAGGGGCCCAGCAAGCCAUAAACCAGAUGGUGCCAAAUGACAUCCAGUCUGAACUCAAGCAUUUAUACGUGGCGGUUGGCGAGCUGCUACGCCAUUUCUGGUCCUGCUUCCCUGUCAAUACGCCUUUUCUAGAGGAGAAGGUCAAUAAAAUGAAGAGUAACUUGGAAAGGUUUCAGGUUACUAAAUUGUGUCCAUUCCAGGAGAAAAUCAAGAAGCAAUACUUGAGCACAAAUCUCACGAACCACCUGGAGGAGUUGCUGCAGACGGCCUACAACAAGUUUCAGAUAUGGCAAUCUCGCCGUUCGCUAAGGAAAACGUGAGAUCCCCUCUCCAGCACUUUAUUUAUAUAUAAAAAAAAAAACAACCAAACGCCUCGCAAUCCGCGAUGGGCAAUGGAGAGCAAAAAAUCAUCUUCGGAGCCUGGCAAGACGUGUUGCGCACGCACACACAAGAGACGUGUUGCGUUUGGCGAGAAGCUUUCUAAGAUCCUCGGCAUUGAGUUCGGGCAGAAAGAACGACUGCGAAACUUCACAACCGAGUGAAAAAAAAUCACGUCGGAACAAAAACUUUAAUACACGAUGGCCAAAAGGGGGGGGGAGGGGGAGAGAAUGGCGAGAGAUGUACCGUUUCUGCGAUCGCUCAGGAACCGCUCUAAUUCCUCCCUUUUUUUUCCUGGUGGGGAAAAAAAUAAAAUAAAAAAAUAAAGCUGCUUGGAAUUCUUAUGACGUUACGUUUUGUGGAUUCAACUGAAAAAAAAAAAAACUUGACAAAAAUAUGAUCUUCUGUAUAUUUCAUUUUAUAUCUGUGUGGCACAGGGUAUGGGAUAUGUCCUUUGGUUUCACCUGAAAUUCAAAGUUUAAUUUGUAAAUGUUUUAUUACGUGCCCCUUUUUUUUUUUUUUUUUUUCUUAAAUGCAAAACUUUAUUUAAAAUAACACUUUUUUUCUCAAACUCCCAAGGAGAAGUGAAAUAUUUUUGCACUGACUUAAAUAUAACGAAUAUCAAGCAUUCUGAACGGCGACGCUUUUCAAAGCCAUUGAGCGUUCAGGGAGGUUGUCUUUCUGAGAGAUGUCAAAGGUUGGCUCGCCAAAUUACUGUUCGCGGGGAGGAAAUGAGGAUCGUUUUUUUUUUCCAUUGUUAUGACUGUUACUGUAUUAGACAGCGACUUGAAAAAAAAAAAUACAAAUUUGGUGUGCUUAUGGUGAUCGCCGAGCCUGUGCCAUAGAACGUGGUUCGGAUCUGUUUCUGUUUCGGAGGACGUUGU
This is a messenger RNA of Rana temporaria (common frog), 2757 nucleotides long. RefSeq names its product general transcription factor IIH subunit 1 (gene GTF2H1). The record is from RefSeq and is a predicted model, not a curated record. Bases 172 to 1815 code for a protein of 547 amino acids. The transcript has 15 exons. NCBI's taxonomy places the organism in Eukaryota, Metazoa, Chordata, Amphibia, Anura, Ranidae. Gene Ontology annotation, biological process: transcription by RNA polymerase I; nucleotide-excision repair; transcription by RNA polymerase II. Gene Ontology annotation, cellular component: transcription factor TFIIH holo complex; transcription factor TFIIH core complex.